Molecule: messenger RNA, 408 nt
Organism: Cervus elaphus (red deer)
Lineage: Eukaryota; Metazoa; Chordata; Mammalia; Artiodactyla; Cervidae
Product: coiled-coil-helix-coiled-coil-helix domain-containing protein 7-like
Exons: 1
Coding region: 170-349 (59 amino acids)
Source: RefSeq, a predicted model, not a curated record
CCAAGGAGUGUGAACAGCAGAGCAGAGCUCUGUAUUCAGAGCACGGGACACAUGUAGACAAGAAAGCCGUGAGUUCAUUUUGUGCCCUCACCUGUCUUAGGAAGAAGUCAAGCCCGCAAAGAAAUUGUGUUCGGGAGAGGAAGAAGCUUCUAGGGAGAAGACACUUGGGAUGCCCAUGGUGACACGGAGGCUGAGGGAUCCUGACAUAAACCCUUGUUUGUCGGAAUCGGACGCGUCUACCAGAUGCAUGGCCGAAAAUAACUAUGACAAGGAGAGCUGUUCCUCUCACUUCUUAAAGUACAAGAACUGCUGGAAGUUCUGGAACCCUGUCAUGAUCCAGAGAGGAUAGAACGGAGUGAAGCCGCCCAUGCCCACGGCAGCAGAGAGAGACAAGAUCUUAGGAGCGAU